Messenger RNA from Halteromyces radiatus, 2607 nucleotides. RefSeq lists its product as uncharacterized. The coding region runs from base 1 to 2607 and encodes 868 amino acids. The record is from RefSeq and is a predicted model, not a curated record. The transcript is spliced from 2 exons. Lineage: Eukaryota; Fungi; Mucoromycota; Mucoromycetes; Mucorales; Cunninghamellaceae.
AUGUCAAUCAUUGAAGAUGUAGUAUCAUUGACUGAUGAAUCAAGACAUGAUCAUCAACAAGAUGACGAUGAAGAAAGUAUAUUACCACUUACUCAAGAAGAACUAUAUCAAGAACUGAAUGAAUUACUUAGCGCCUUUUGUUCAGAUGCUCAACAACAAUUUUGUAUGGAUCAAAAUAUUAUUCAACCUGAUAACCUAUAUCGCUUAAGACAAACUGUACAACAAAUACAAUUACUUUUACCAACUGUGGAUCGUACCAACAAUCUUCAACUUCGUCAAGCCUUGAUGCGCGUCAUUCAUGAUAUUUUACAUUACUAUGGUUCCAUGGUAAAUCACAAAACCAACGCAACGGUAACAUCAUCUUCACCAUCACUGAACAGACGUUCAUUAGCCCCAUCAUCUACAUCUCCUUUAUCAGCAUCUACUUCACCAUCAACAACAACAACAAUGUCAACAUCACGAACAAUGUCAUCUACAGCAGAAGAAAUAUUGACAUCCAUUCUGACAACUUUUGAUUAUCCACCAGGAGCUUAUACAGUAGUUAUUGACAAACACAAUUAUGGCCAACUUGGACUUCAACAUGGAAAAAUUGGUACUAGACAAAUCAUAUUCGACCAUCGUCAGCUUUCCACCAAUGAUGCGAUCGAUAUGAUUAAUCAGAUUUGUGAUAUCUUUGCCGCUUUAUUUGCUUCCACCGCACAACAUCACUUAGCCCAAAUCGACUCUCAAAUACGAAAAUCUCAGCCCUUUCACACUUUGUCUCAUAUCAAGCGAUUGUCAACAAGGAUAUUUGAGGAUACAUCAUUGAUAACAUGUAUGGACGACGCAGAUAUGGAUCAAGAGGACAACUUUAUAGAUACCAAUCAUCAUGAUCAUCAAGAAUAUUUGGACCAUCAGUCUCAACACUACAAUCAAAAUCAACGACAUCAUCGUCGCCAAUCUACAACAAAUGAGAUUCUACAUACAACUUCAAAUAUAUCUUCUUCAUCAACAAAUCACCAAACAUCUUCUCCUAUGACUAUAUUGACUCCUUUUCGACUUUCGAUGACACCUACUCAUACUUUAUGGCGUCAUCCUAUUCCUAUUCCUUCCUUUGCUCCAGCACCAUGGCAGUUACCUGAUCUUCUGAAGAAGCGACAUCCUUAUAAUCCUUUGUUUUUUGGUUUAUUCCGCCGACGUACAAGUAACAAUCAAACCAAAAAGAAAAAUCAAUCAUCUUCUUUUUUGAAACAUCUGCAGCCUCAACAUCUUCAGCAUUACCAUCACCAACAACAUCAACAACAUCCUUGUCAUCAUCAUCAUCAUCAUCAUCAUCCGCAACAACAUCAACAUCAACAUCAACAUCAUCAUCAUCAGCAUCGAAAUCAAGUGACUAGGACAACAUCUGCACUGAAAGGGAAGGUAGAAGGACAACAACAACAGUGUUGUGAAACAGCAUCCAAUCCAACAUUGUCAACAUCUUGUACCACAUCCACAACAAAAAACAAUAUCAACAAUAAUAGUAGGACAAACAUCACUAGUGCUAACGCAACAACACCGACGCCUGCAGUUUCAGAUUGUUAUGCAUGUCAUUCUGCAAUGCUUCUCGAUGAAGGAAUUGACAACAGUACUCAUCAGCAUCAUCAUCUUCAACCUUCAACAACCAUGUCCACGAGUGUACCAUUACGACGAUAUCAAAGUAAACGACGUGGAAGGGGAACUAUGGGGAAAUCCACUACCUUAGAUACUGCCAUCUCGUCAUCAUCUAUGGAGGAAGAACAAGUAAAUCACCAGGCGGUUGAUGAUAUGUAUGACAUGUAUGAUAGCAAUACUACUUUGGAGGCUCCAUUUAUCAGUGUUUCAGUUGACAAACUUGCGUUCCAUCUGGGCAAGAUCGCUGGCCAAUUUUAUCAAGAUCUUCUAAUGCAUACAAGGCUACGUUAUCAAGAAACACAAAGCACGCUACAAACUUUGGAAUGGCAACUGAUGGAUCUUUAUCGACAUCUUCAAUUAGCAAGUUCUAGGGCAGUGAUGCAACGUGCUUUAAUGAUUGUACAAGAAUUGGAUGAACGACAGCAUGACUCACCUUGUUUUCAACAACAACAAAAACAACAACAACAACAACAACAACAACAUCAUCAUCAUCAUCAGCUACAACAACAAUUGAAUCGAUUUGGUCAAAUUGGACGGCAACAAUACAACAAUGGUGAUGGUGGACAAGAGGAAGAUGAUGAUUCAAGUGAAGGUGACGCUAUUCAUCAACAUCAUCAACAGGAAGAGAAUGAUCAAGGACAACAUACAGCAGCACAGCAAAGAAAAUCGAUGAAUCAAUGGGUACCCAUUUGCACUGAUCACUAUCAAAAAAAGGACAUGGCAUUCAAUAACAAUAAUAACAAGGACGCGGAUGAUGAACUUUCUGGAUGGAAAUUGAUACCAUCAUCACCUCUUAUGACCUCAGUAACGGCAGCAACAACAACUCCAACUCCAACAACGACAACAUCAACAAGAACGACAUCAUUGAAUGAAACUUUGAACGAUAUGAAAACUCUUCACCAUGCAUUACCCAUUACCUCAAAAGUGGCCACCAAUUCUGCUUCCACCCUCAAUAACAAUAGUAGCAAUAUAUGA